UUGCAAUGCUCUCUACCUGUCACUAAUUGCAGCGUCUACGGAGGUUCGUACAUCAGUGCUGUGUGCGUUUAUCAUCUGUGAAGAUGAGGAGUCGCAGUAAUUCAGGAGUGAAGCUGGACAGCUACGCCAGGCUGGUGCAGGAGACUAUCCUCAACCACCAGAACCCAGUGACGGGUCUCUUGCCCGCCAGCGCCCAGCAGAAGGACGCCUGGGUGCGGGACAACGUGUACAGCGUGCUGGCGGUUUGGGGCCUGGGCAUGGCCUACCGCAAGAACGCUGACCGCGACGAAGACAAGGCCAAGGCCUACGAACUAGAGCAGAGUGUGGUGAAGCUGAUGCAGGGUCUUCUACAGUGUAUGAUACGACAGGUGGCCAAGGUGGAGAAGUUCAAACACACCCAGAGCACCAAGGACUGCCUGCACGCUAAGUACCACACCCCCACCUGCGCCACCGUGGUGGGGGACACUCAGUGGGGCCACCUGCAGGUCGAUGCCACCUCCCUCUACCUCCUCAUCCUGGCUCAGAUGACCGCCUCGGGCCUCUGCAUCAUCUCCAACCUUGACGAGGUGGCGUUCAUCCAGAACCUCGUCUUCUACAUCGAAGCAGCAUACAAAGUGGCCGAUUUUGGGAUGUGGGAGAGAGGAGACAAGACGAACCAGGGCAUUCCUGAACUCAACGGCAGCUCUGUGGGCAUGGCCAAGGCAGCCCUGGAAGCCAUCGAUGAGCUGGAUCUGUUCGGGGCCCAUGGGGGCCCCAGGUCGGUCAUCCACGUCAUGCCUGAUGAGGUGGAGCACUGUCAGGCCAUCCUGUGCUCCAUGCUGCCCCGGGCCUCCACCUCCAAGGAGGUGGACGCGGGCCUCCUGUCCAUCAUCUCCUACCCCGCCUUCGCCAUCGAGGACCCCGAGCUGGUGGCCGUCACCAAGUCGGAGAUCAUCAGCAAGCUGCAGGGUCGCUAUGGCUGCUGUCGCUUCAUCCGGGAUGGGUACCAGUGUCCCAGAGAGGACCCGUCCCGGCUGCACUAUGACCCGGCAGAACUCAAGCUGUUUGAGAACAUUGAGUGUGAGUGGCCCGUGUUCUGGACCUAUCUAGUGCUGGACGGGCUGUUCAGUGGAGACGUGGUUCAGGUGCAGGAGUAUGCAGAGGCCCUGGAAGGAAUCCUGAUCCGAGGGAAGAAUGGGAUCCGCCUCGUUCCCGAGCUAUACACCGUUCCCCACGAAAAGAUCGAGGAGGAGUACGUCACCCCCCACACGGUGGACCGAGUGGCCCUGGGACAGCUCCCUCACAUGUGGGGACAGUCUCUCUACAUCCUGGGCCGUCUGCUAGCCGAGGGUUUCCUGGCCUUAGGAGAGGUGGACCCCCUCAACAGAAGGUUCUCCACCAACUUCAAGCCAGAUGUUGUGGUGCAAGUGUGUGUGUUGGCUGAGUCCCAGGAGAUCCAGGAGUUGCUCAGGGAGCACGGCAUCGUGGUCCAGACGGUGACCGAGGUCCUUCCCAUUCGGGUGAUGCCCGCGCGCAUCCUCAGUCACAUCUACGUCAAACUGGGGAACUGUAAGAAGUUGGGUUUGAGUGGCAGACCGUACAGACACAUCGGGGUCCUUGGCACCUCCAAGAUGUACCAGAUCAGAGACCAGAGCUACACCUUCACCCCCCAGUUCCUGGACCAGCACCACUUCUACCUGGCCUUGGACAACCAGAUGAUCGUGGAGAUGUUGCGCACAGAGCUGGCCUACCUCUCCGCCUGCUGGAGGAUGACGGGUCGUCCCACACUCACCUUCCCCAUCACCAGGAGCAUGCUCACUGAAGACGGAGACGCGGUGGACCCCUGCAUCUUGUCCACCCUGAGGAAACUACAAGAUGGAUACUUUGGAGGUGCCAGGGUGCAGGCAGCAGACCUGUCCAGCUUCCAGACCACUUCCUUCCACACGCGCCUCAGCUUCCUGGACGGAGAGACGGACGAGAGUCUGCUGGAGGACGAGGAAGAGGAGGACAACGAGGAAGAGUCCGGCCAACGCACCAGGCACUCCCAUGGGGUCCUGGACCAGUACCUCACCCAGCUGCUGCACAGCACCACCUCCAGGUGCCACCUCCCUCCCCUCCAGGGGGGGCAGCACCACGUCUUCAGCGCCGAGCACACCACCAGGGACAUCCUGUCCCUCAUGGCCCAGGUCCAGGGCCUCAGCAUGCCCAAGUCCCCCAUGUAUCUUCCUGUGGUUCCCAUCUUGAAAAAGAAUCGUCGAUCGCUCAACCUCCUGGAUGUUCCUCAUCUACCUUCUCACCCCCAGCAGGCUGGGAGCAGCAAGCAGCACACGUCCCAGGCAGACCUGCACCUGCCCAAGGACGCCCAGGGGAAGACAGACUUCGCGGGGCUGGUGAGACAGCUCGAGGCGUGUCCCACCCUGCAGGACCAGGCCGACAUCCUCUACGUGCUCUACCUCAUGAAAGGAGCUGAUUGGGUGGUGGAGCUGUCAGGCCCCGGGAGGGGCGGGCCCAGCGUGAGCUCCCUGCUGGAGGACCUCUACGUCCAGGCUGGCAUCUGCAAGGACUGGGGCCUCAUCAGAUACAUCUCUGGCAUCCUGCGCAAGAGGGUGGAGGUGCUGGCGGAGGCCUGUACAGAUCUGGUCUCCCAUCACAAGCAGCUGACUGUGGGCCUCCCUCCUGAGCCCAGAGAACGAGUCAUCACUGCUCCUCUUCCUCCCGAAGAGCUGACCAAUGUGAUCUACGAAGCCAGCGGUCAGGACAUCAGUAUAGCUGUACUCACUCAGGAGAUCAUGGUGUACCUGGCCAUGUACGUGCGCUCACAGCCCGCUCUGUUCGGGGACAUGCUGCGGCUCCGCAUCGGCCUCAUCAUGCAGGUGAUGGCCACGGAGCUCGCACGCAGCCUGCACUGCUCUGGGGAGGAGGCCUCAGAGAGCCUGAUGAGCCUCAGUCCCUUCCACAUGAAGAACCUCCUGCACAACAUCCUCAGUGGGAAGGAGUUUGGAGUGGAGAGGAGCAUGCGUCCCAUCCAGUCCACGGCCACCAGCCCGGCCAUCUCCAUCCACGAGCUGGGCCACACGGGCGCCACCAAGACGGAACGCAGCGGGAUCCGCAAGCUGAAGAGCGACAUCAAACAGUUGGAUGACUCUCGACCUCUCAGUGGCUUCGGCGGUCAUUCCAUUGGUAGCAAUUACAUGUCUCACGGCUCCACGCGCUGCAGUAGCCCCUCCACCCCCAGUGGGAUGAUGUCCCCGAUGGGGGGUGACCCCGGGGACGUGCAGCUGAGCUGGGAGGAGACCCAGGGCCAGUGGCUGCGUCGGCGCAGGCUGGACGGGGCCAUCAACAGGGUGCCCAUGGGCUUCUACCAGAAGGUGUGGAGGAUCCUGCACAAGUGCCACGGCCUGUCCAUCGACGGCUACGUCCUGCCGUCCUCCACCACCCGGGAGAUGACGGAGGGAGAGAUCAAGUUUGCGGUGCAGGUGGAGUCGGUGCUGAACCACGUGCCCCAGCCGGAGUACCGGCAGCUGCUGGUGGAGGCGCUGAUGAUCCUGGGGCUGCUGGCCGACGUGGGCGUGGCCAGCAUCGGGGGCAUCAUCCACGUGGACCGCAUCCUCCACAUGGCCAACGACCUCUUCCUGACGGACCAGAAAUCCCAGGGCGCCAACGAGUACUUCCUGGAGAAGGACCCGGCCACAGGGAUCUGUAACUUUCUGUACGACAGCGCCCCUAGUGGCAGCUAUGGCACCAUGACCUACCUCUCCAAGGCAGCGGUGGCCUAUGUCCAGGACUUCCUGCCCAGUUCCAGCUGCAUGAUGCAGUAAGAGCGCCACUGCCUGAUGCAGUAAGAGCGCGACUGCCUGAUGUAGUAAGAGCGCGACUGCCUGGAGUCAUUGUUUUAGAGAAGCCUUGUUAUUGUUGAAUUCCUAUUUAAACCGUUACCUCUAUGAAUAUUAAUAAAGGUUGUCUCCUGAAUAACAACAUAACAUUACAGCAACUGUCUAAAAUGUAUGUUGGUGUGACUAAAGCAGAAUAUGUGCUUGUUUGGUAAAUUAAUCAGUUGUAUGUAAGUGUUUCAUUGUCAUACUGGUUGCAACCCAAUAUACCACUACCUUGAAAUGUAUGUAUGUCAGCUAUUCGGUUUACUGUACACUGUUUGGAAAUGAAUCAACCUUUUUAGCUACCGAUCCCAAUGUAAAUGCCUGAUACCUUUUAAUGUUCAGCUUGUGCUAUACAAAGUAUUAACAGUGUUUGCUAGUGUGCUUUAAACGGUUACAUAUGUUGUUUAUCAUUUCAGUUUGUUCAUAUAUAAUAUAUUAAGAACAAUGCAAUUCUAAUCCAUGUGAUAAGCUUUCACAGGCUGCCUCAAAACACAGAUUUCAUGUUAAUGAAACAAGUACGUGGUCAUAUAAGAGCAGAGAAUGACUAUUCUGGCCAGUGGUCAAAGAACGUAGAUCUAGGACUAAUCCUACUGCCAUGGCUCAUGAGCAAGGUGCCGGCUAGGUGAAUCUUAAGUAGUACCUUUGUAACCUGAAGGAAACUUGAUAAAACAAUAGACCAUGUUUGUUUGAUAUUUUAUCCUUCAAUGCAGAAUAUAAUAGUUUAAUAUACUGUAAUACAUAUAAGGUGCCGACAUAUGCUAAUAUUUAUGAUAAUGCAGAUUAAAUGUGUAUUUAACAUUACCAUAUAUAGGUUAAUAUUUUUUUAUGAACAUCUUGUACUGGGGUUGUGUCUGGUCAUUAAAUAAAAACAUCUGUCCAAA
Molecule: messenger RNA, 4735 nt
Organism: Gadus macrocephalus (Pacific cod)
Lineage: Eukaryota; Metazoa; Chordata; Actinopteri; Gadiformes; Gadidae
Gene: phka2
Product: phosphorylase kinase, alpha 2 (liver)
Exons: 32
Coding region: 84-3797 (1237 amino acids)
Biological process (GO): glycogen metabolic process
Cellular component (GO): phosphorylase kinase complex
Molecular function (GO): calmodulin binding
Source: RefSeq, a predicted model, not a curated record